Messenger RNA from Amoebophrya sp. A120, 4068 nucleotides. The record is from the annotation of a GenBank genome assembly. Lineage: Eukaryota; Dinophyceae; Syndiniales; Amoebophryaceae.
AAGGAGAAGACCUAUGCUGCGCAAAGAAGAUCUGUCGGAUCGCUUGUUUUCUAGUUUGCUAUACUUACAUGCAAUGCUUCGAUUAUUUGAUGACCGAAAACGAAAACAGCGGCGACAGCACUUCAAGGCCAUCUAGUAUCUGAAACCGUUUUAUUCCGUCAAAACCCGAGCAACACAUAAUUGCUCUUUUCGAACAAUUUCUACCCACGCACUUCUACUUAUUAUCAACCACGACGUGCUUUUUAUUUCGCGGUCGUUUUUUAACGAGCCAACACUUCUUUUCCACUACUCCGCAUUUACUAUUUUCCUCUACUAGUGCCCCCAGCACCUCUUAUCUGCCCCAGAGACCACCAGCACCGAAAAUGGCAUCCGCUAACCGCUACGCCCUGGUCCGCGCCGACGUGGAGGGGCUGACCAAGCGCAGGUUUUUUUACCGCCAGGCGUCCGACAUCUAUGGCGGCGCCGCGGGUUUUUUCGCCUACGGCCCCCCUGGCUGCGCCAUGAAGAACAACAUGUGCCAGCUGUGGAGACAGCACUUCGUGGUCGAGGAAGAUAUGAUGGAAGUCGAGGACACCUGCAUCAUGCAGGUAUGAUUUUUGACGUUGACCUGACCAGAAAGCUUGAUUUCAAUUUGCAAAGCUACUAUUCGUUUAUAAGUAUUUGUAUUUUCGUCGAACUAUUUCGUUCGAAACGGACGUUUCUGGCGCGUCUGCUUACUAAAUGAAAGCUCCACCGACCGCGAUAUUCGCCGACUCGUAAAAAAAUAACAGGAACGUGUCUUGAAAGCCUCUGGACACGUCGACAAAUUUUCCGACUUCGUUGUCAAGGAUUCUUUGAAGCCGGAGCUGUUUUGGCGAGCAGACAAACUUUUGGAGGAUGUCAUGGAAAAGAAAAUCGCCGAAUGCAAGGACGAGGGAUUGAUAAAAGAGUACAAAAUCGUCCACAACAGCGCAGACGGGUACUCCAAAGAGGAACUGAUGGAGGUACUUACUAUUGUGGUCGUUGCUGCACGAGGACCUUCUCAUGCUUUUUUGCACCGUAUUGCCGAUGCGGAUGCUGGUCUUUGAUGAUAUUAUACUCUUCGAAAACCAAAAAGGUUGUACGUACAUCCAUGUCAACGUUUGUAGUUGCACCAACAUCUCGUACAAACUACUAUCAUUAUCUACAACCAUACCAGGUCUUCGCCAAGUACAAGGUAGUUUCCCCCGACACUGGGAACCCGUUGACCGAACCCGUCGCCUUCAACCUGAUGUUCCCCACCCCCAUCGGCCCGGUGGGCGGCGAGACCGGCUACCUCCGACCCGAGACCGCCCAGGGUAUCUUCCUCAACUACAAGUUCUGCAAGGAGCAGAACGGGGAGCGAAUCCCCUUCGGGAUCGCCCAGAUCGGGCGGGUGUUCCGGAACGAAAUUGCGCCGCGUGGCGGUUUGACACGGAUGCGGGAGUUCCAGCAGGCGGAAAUUGAGUGGUUUAUCAAACCAAAAGACUACGACCACCCGAAAUGGGACGACGUCAAGGAUUUGAGACUCACAUUGUACUGCAUAAUUUCAAUUUAUCUACUGAGAUUGCUAUUUUCUACUAUUUUGUGUUGACGACAGGGACAGAUGGCGUUUCGUGCAGCUCUGUACUUGAUCGCCUGCCCCAGGAUCUUCUUAACACUUUUUGUAUUGUUCGCCGUGAACAAUUAUCAGCAUCAGGUCUAGGCAUAGCGAUACACAAAAAUAUGUAAAUCAUCGCAUUAGUAAACUCAUCUCACUCGCAUCACCUCACCCCAGGUUCGACGAGAAGACCCAGCUCGCCGGCGAAGACCCGAAAACCGUGACCCUCCAAGAAGCCCUGGAGAACGGUAUUAUCCGGGACAAGAACCAAACCAUGGGCUACUUCCUCGCCCGCACCUUCCUCUUCCUCGUGAAGAUCGGCUGCAACCCGGAGCACCUGCGGUUCCGCCAGCACCUGUCCACCGAGAUGGCCCACUACGCCUCCGAUUGCUGGGAUGCGGAGUCCUACGUCUCCUCCGGCUGGCUGGAAAUCGUCGGCAUCGCGAACCGCGCCUGCUUCGACCUGAACGCGCACGCCAACGCCACGAAGCAGGACCUAAAAAUCCGGGAAACGUUGCCGGAGCCCGUCGACGUGGAAAAAACGGAACUGACGAAGGAGAGUGCGAAACUGAUCAUGCAACACUUGAAAAAAGCAGGGAAGCCUGUCAAGGAAUGCCUGGAAAAGAUGGACUACGCAGAUUUGCGGGCACUGCAGGCCAAGGUAAAGUAGAUACUUACUUCAUCACUACCAAAGUAUAGACAAGUUUGCUUCUUUAAUGAUAUUUCUGACAGUAUUGAUGCAGCGCUGGUGGUGCUGCCCUAGUACUGGCGCCAGAAGUAGACCAGCAUGCAGAAACGGAUGAGAUGAGGAUGCGUCACGUCGCAAUGUGGGUGCUGCGAUAGAUAAAAUUUUAAACCUUUUGCUUUUCAUACCAGGCCGACGCUGGUGACCCGGUCCAAGUGACAUUGAACGACGAGACGCACGAGAUUCCAGCGGACAAGCUGAAGACGACGACAAAAACUGUGAAGGAAACGACAAUUACCUACACCCCGAGCGUAAUCGAGCCCUCCUUCGGGGUCGACCGACUUCUCUACACCGUCUUUGAGCACACGUAUGUGGAGAGACCAAUGGAGGUACUUUCUAUCUUCAACAAGAUUUCUACGCUUUAGUAGAUCGUCGAAGAAAGGAUCGAUAUCGAUUGUUCAUAUGAAUCUGCAUCUCACACGAGGACGAGAGCGACACGCCUCAUUAGGCGUUGUUUCGAAUUCCAAUUUACUAUGCGCGAAAAAUAAUUCCAAAUACACUUAUAAUUUCGUUUUCGCAGGCUGCCGGCGAUGCGCAGAAGCGCGCGUACCUGAAACUCCCAGCAGCGAUGGCGCCCUACAAGUACACCAUCCUCCCGGUGGACAACAAGGUGAAGCGCCACGAGAAGUUCCCAACGAUAGUGAAGAACUUGAAGAAGGACUUUACCCGCCUGAAUUGUGCCGGUUCCGUGGACGACACCGGCGCGUCGAUCGGCAAGCGGUACGCGCGCAACGACGAGCUGGGCAUUCCCUUCGCGGUGACCAUCGACUUGGACACGUUUGAGCUCAAUGCGGCCACCAUCCGGGAAAGGGAUUCCUGCGGCCAGAUUCGGGUGCCGCUGGCGGACUGCGCGCCGCUGAUCCACAAGCUGUUCGAAGGACACCUCUCGUUCGCGGACGCCCAGGCACAAUACAAGACCGUGGCAAAUCAAGCCACGCAGUUGGUGGGCAUCCAGGUGAGAGAGGCUUAGAAGUUGUAGAGGUGUAGUCUCGUCGCAUCUUCUUGAUCUUCGCGCGCUUUUCGACUUUAUUUCCGUGUCUUGGUUUAGACGAAAAUUACCGAUGUUUCUUGAUGAAAAUAAGUUCGUCAACUGGUACUACAAUUAUAUGUGAACGACGUUCCACUUUUUUACGAUGAAUAAAUAAUUUAUUCCGGAAUUAUCUCUUCUAUAUCCCUCCACCGUGUCUACUAUGCACUCAACAUAACUUAGGCUGGUGCGUGAAUCGCGAAUGUCUUCGUAUCAAAGGCGACUUCGACGGCACAGCAAGUCAAGGAGCAGGAGUUUGCGAAGAAGUUUGCGGACGCAAGUGCGAGCAGCUCCACGUCAACUUCGUAAUGAGAACAACUGCAACCAGAACCACGACGACCUCCGUGGCAUUGGACGAGUCAUUCGGGCUAUUGCCAGUUCGCUGGACACACCAUUUCGCGGUACACUCGGGUUUGUAGUGGUGUUGAGAUGUAGUUGCCUCUGGUGGACUUUUGUUGGACGCCGACACGAUUCGCUGACGCCUUGUUAUUCUCCGAAGGAGUCGUAAUGAAGGACGGAAUUAUGGGAAAGGUAAAGGACCAGUCAAAAGAAGUAAGCUAAGGACCAAGAAAAUCAAACGAAAUUGAAUCGGGAUAAAAGAAAGUGAAAAUAAUGUACCCUCCUGCGCGCACGGAGUCACCGACUAUACUGAUUAUACUAUCCAGCAAAGCUGCUCAUAGUAGCUGACCUCACGACAGG